Microstroma glucosiphilum is the source of this 2244-nucleotide messenger RNA. RefSeq names its product putative glycine--tRNA ligase GRS1. Gene Ontology annotation, cellular component: mitochondrion; cytoplasm. Bases 217 to 2220 code for a protein of 667 amino acids. The record is from RefSeq and is a predicted model, not a curated record. Lineage: Eukaryota; Fungi; Basidiomycota; Exobasidiomycetes; Microstromatales; Microstromataceae. The transcript has a single exon. Gene Ontology annotation, molecular function: glycine-tRNA ligase activity; ATP binding. Gene Ontology annotation, biological process: mitochondrial glycyl-tRNA aminoacylation.
AGGUGACCACUUCUUCCUCCCUGACUCACCCAGAAAAUCGCAGACAUCCUCACCUGCGACGUCAUACCUUCCUCAGCCCCACUUUGUAUGCGCCUGCCAGUACCCGCAGUACCAGCAGCAUAUAGACGGAUCCUCCACAGACCUUGCGUACCACUGCAGACACCCCAAAGGGCACGACUCACCUCAGCUCUUCCUCACCCCUCCCCUUUCCGCACCAUGUCUUCCUCGGCCACUCCCGCCAAUGUCGCCGUCGAGGUCAACCGCACCGCUCACGCCUUCUCUCGCGCCCAGCUUGAAGGUGUGAUGACCAAGCGGUUCUUCUACAACCAAGCGUUUGAGAUCUAUGGAGGUGUAGCUGGUCUGUACGACUAUGGACCAAUGGGCGCAGCAUUGCAGGCCAAUAUCAUCUCCGCCUGGAGGAACCACUUUAUUCUCGAAGAGGAGAUGCUCGAGCUGGACACCACCAUCAUGACUCCCUAUGACGUUCUUAAGACCUCAGGCCAUGUGGACAAGUUCGCCGAUUGGAUGUGCAAGGACACAAAGACCGGAGAGAUCUUCAGAGCAGACCAUCUGCUAGAGGGUGUGCUCGAGGCUAGGCUCAAGGGCGACGAAGAGGCCAGGGCAGCCGAGGGCGACGCUACUACUCAGAAGCAGGAGGUGCCAGCCGAAAAGGGAGACGACAAGAAGGUCAGGAAGAAGAAGGUCAAGGCACAGGCAGUCAAACUUGACCCCACUGUCAAGGCCGAGUACGAGAACAUUCUGGCCCAGAUCGACAACUACUCCGGCCCCGAGCUCGGAGCCUUCAUGAAGAAGUACGAUGUCCGAGCACCCGAGAGCGGCAACGAAGUCGGCGAGCCGGUUCAGUUCAACCUCAUGUUCGAGACCCAGAUCGGUCCUACUGGAGGCCUCAAGGGCUACCUUCGUCCCGAGACGGCCCAGGGACACUUUGUCAACUUCUCCCGUCUCUUGGAGUUCAACUCUGGCCGCGUUCCCUUUGCCUCGGCUCACAUCGGCAAGUCAUUCCGUAACGAGAUCUCACCUCGAGCUGGUCUGCUGCGCGUGAGAGAGUUCACAAUGGCAGAAAUCGAGCACUUUGUUGACCCUCUCGAGAAGGAGCACACUCGCUUCGACGAGGUAGCCAAUGUGGAGCUGGCUUUCCUGCCAAAGGACGUCCAGCAGGCUGGCCAGACGACAUUGGUGACCAAGACAAUUGGCGAGGCCGUGUCGAGUGGUAUGGUGGACAAUCAGACCCUCGGCUACUUCCUUGCCCGGAUCAACCUCUUCCUCUUGAAGAUCGGCAUUGAGCCCUCGAGGUUGCGCUUCAGGCAACACAUGGCAAACGAGAUGGCCCACUACGCCUCGGACUGCUGGGAUGCCGAAAUCCACACUUCCUACGGCUGGAUCGAGUGUGUCGGCUGUGCAGACCGUUCUGCCUACGAUUUGACCGUCCACGCCAAGAAGACCAAGAAGGACCUAGUGGUGCAGAAGGUUCUCAAGGAGCCAAAGGUCUACGAGAAGUGGGUGGCCAACAUCGACCGUAAGUCGCUAGGCCCCAAGUUCAAGAAGGACGCAAAAGCUGUCGAAGAGGCCAUUACUGCUCUUGAACAAGAACAGCUUGAGAGUCUCUCUUCUGCCCUGAAGAACGGACCCACAAAGGUGCCCGGUACGGAGUACGAGAUCAGCAGUGACCUAGUUACCGUCGAGCUCAAGUCAAUCCGUGAGACCGUGCGCGAGUUCACACCAAACGUUAUCGAGCCCUCCUUUGGUCUCGGCCGUAUCUUCUACGCACUCCUGGAGCAUUCCUUCUGGGCUCGUGAAAAGGAUGCGGGGCAGGGUGUCCUAUCCCUCAACCCGCUCGUGGCACCCAUCAAGGUCCUCGUAGUCCCCAUUUCGGCAAAUGCCUCGCUUGCUCCUUUGGUAAAGGACAUUUCCGCCCGCCUGCGCAAAGAAGGCAUCGCCUCGCGCGUAGACGACUCGUCUGCCACAAUCGGGCGACGGUACGCACGCAACGACGAGUUGGGAACUCCCUUUGCCCUCACGCUGGACUUUGCAAGUCUGCAGAAUGGCACAAUGACGCUUCGUGAGAGGGACACGACGGGUCAGCUCAUUGGAUCGAUUGAGGAUGUGGUCAAGACGAUCAAGGGGCUUUGUGAGGGUAGUAUAAGCUGGCAGGACGCUGAAGGUACGCUGAAGAAGUACAGUGGAGAGCAGGCAUUGUGAGGUCCUUGGAACGGCAGUCGGAAG